UCCCUGCUCGCAAUCAGACGGGCGGCGGCAGCGGCACCGAAAGGGCGCCCACUGCCCGGGCGAGCUGCAAGGCGACCGCUCCUCGCGGGCGGCCGGGGUCCGAGCUGCAGCUGCCGGCGCCCUCCGGCCCGGGCUGCCGCCACAGGCAGCCCCGGCUCCCGCCGGCUCGCGGCGCCCCCCGGCCGCGCCCCCACGCGCUGCUCGCGGCCCCGGCCAUGGGGCUGGGCGGAUCCGAGGCUCGGCCGAGCUGAGGCGGCCGAGGCCGUCUGCUCAGCUCGCUCGCCGGCGCCUGGCCCUCACGAUGAUGAAGAAAAAGAAGUUUAAGUUUAAGGUUGACUUCGAGCUCGAGGAGCUCUCCUCGGUGCCCUUCGUCAACGGGGUCCUCUUCUGCAAGAUGCGGCUGCUGGACGGCGGCAGCUUUACCGCGGAAUCCUCCAGGGAGGUGGUGCAAGCAAACUGUGUUCGCUGGAGAAAGAAAUUCUCAUUUAUGUGCAAAAUGAGUGCCAGUGCCUCCACCGGCAUCCUGGACCCUUGCAUCUACAGAGUGUCUGUACGGAAGGAAUUAAAAGGUGGCAAAGCUUAUGCAAAGCUGGGCUUUGCAGAUCUAAACCUGGCAGAGUUUGCUGGAUCAGGAAAUACCACUCGUCGCUGUUUACUGGAAGGCUACGAUACCAAAAAUACAAGACAGGACAAUUCCAUUCUUAAAGUUUUGAUCAGUAUGCAGCUGAUGUCUGGUGACCCAUGUUUUAAAACGCCUCCCUCCACAUCCAUGUCAAUACCCAUCGCCGGAGAACCCGAGUCUCUAGAAGAGGAUAGAAAAGGCGGGGAGACACUCAAAGUGCAUCUUGGAAUAGCAGAUCUUUCAGCAAAGAGUGCCUCUGUUCCAGAUGAACUUGGUGCCUGGGGACAUUCUAGAACAUCAAGCUAUGCAAGCCAGCAGUCCAAAGUAUCAGGGUAUAGCACGUGUCACUCCCGGUCGUCUAGUUUCUCCGAGUUCUGCCACCGAAGAAAUACCUCAGUGGGAAGUACAUCAACAGGAAUUGAAAGCAUUCUGGAGCCAUGUGAUGAAAUUGAGCAAAUCACAGCUGAACCAAAUCCUGACACAGCCGAUAAAGAAGAAGAAUUCCCUGAGAAACUCACCAGGUGCCCGGUGAAGCAGGAUUCUGUUGAAUCUCAGCUGAAGCGGGUUGACGACACCAGAGUGGAUGCGGAUGACAUCGUGGAGAAAAUCCUGCAGAGUCAAGACUUCAGCCUCGACUCCAGUGCAGAAGAGGAAGGACUGAGGUUAUUUGUGGGGCCUGGGGGAAGUACAACCUUUGGCAGCCAUCACCUUCCAAACAGGGUAGGAUCUGGAGCCUACGAGCAGGUUGUGAUCAAACGCUAGAAGUGACAUCAGCAGACAGAAGCUUCCCUGUGUAUGUGAGCUGUGGACAACAGGUAUUUCGAGGUGUUUUAGUCAAGCAUGUAAGAAAAACGACGACCCUGUUUUCAAAGUGACAUUCAUCUGUGAAGAGGAAAGCAAUGCUGACUCCUUCCCAAAGCCCCCUCCGCCAUCAUUUCCAAGACACUCACCCCCUGAGGGAGCAUGUGAAUGGAGG
This is a messenger RNA of Phodopus roborovskii (desert hamster), 1598 nucleotides long. It is a transcript of the gene Eeig2, whose product is annotated as EEIG family member 2. The coding region runs from base 302 to 1384 and encodes 360 amino acids. The record is from RefSeq and is a predicted model, not a curated record. The transcript is spliced from 11 exons. NCBI's taxonomy places the organism in Eukaryota, Metazoa, Chordata, Mammalia, Rodentia, Cricetidae.